Molecule: messenger RNA, 1221 nt
Organism: Fimicolochytrium jonesii
Lineage: Eukaryota; Fungi; Chytridiomycota; Chytridiomycetes; Spizellomycetales; Powellomycetaceae
Product: kinase-like domain-containing protein
Exons: 4
Biological process (GO): protein phosphorylation; intracellular signal transduction
Cellular component (GO): cytoplasm
Molecular function (GO): ATP binding; protein serine/threonine kinase activity
Source: RefSeq, a predicted model, not a curated record
UGUGUGAAUCCCCUCGCCCCCCCGGGGGGUCUCCGCGCGCACGUGUUUGGAACGUGUUUGCCUACAGGACUGCUACCAUAUGAGUUCGUGCAGUGGGAGCCCCCCCAUCGCGAGCUGCAUGGCUGUAACGACUACUGUAUGUCCGCUUGGGCCCACAAGUUACUGGGAUCGACACUUUAGGACACGCGGUUCGCCCUUCCGUUUCCAUCCAUUCGCUCCCUACUCAUACACACCGCUCUCAUACACAAACAGCAAAAAUGGCGCCGCCGCUUGGAGGUAAACUCUCGCUUAGCCGGUAACGCUUCUUCCUGUUCCGUUUCCCCAAGCCGUCCGUUUGACAGCUCUCCACAUCACAUGACAGGCUUGAAACUCACCCCUGCCGCCACCGCCGCCUACAACAGCAGCCUCACCACCAGCACCCCCGCGGACCUCCUGAAAGAACUAAGCGCCACAACCCUCUCCUCCAUCGGCGGAUACACCCUCACCCGCACCCUCGGCGAAGGCACCUUCGGCAAAGUCAAGCUCGCCCGCCACCGCCUCACAAACACCCUCGUCGCCAUCAAGAUCGUCGACAAGAUCCACGCCCCCGCCGUCGUCCGCGAAAUCUCCACAUGGCGACACAUGCACCACCCGAACAUCGCGCGCCUGUACGAGGUCAUGACCAGCGAGACGAGGAUCUACAUGGUGACCGAGUUUUGUGAGGGCGGCGAGGCGUUCGACUAUGUGUGUGCGCAUGGGCGGUUUGAUGACACGGGCCCGGAUGUGAGGAGGGUGUUUAGGCAGUUGGUGGAGGCCGUGGGGUAUUGUCAUGACAGGCGGUUUGUGCAUAGAGAUCUGAAACUCGAAAACGUCCUCCUUGACUACUCCCUCAACGUCAAACUGAUCGAUUUCGGGUUCACCCGGGAAAUCAACCCGCGGAACCUGCUUGACACUUAUUGUGGGUCGAUUGGGUAUGCUGCGCCAGAGAUGAUCAUCGGAAAACAAUACGACGGCUCCCAAGUCGACGUCUGGUCCCUAGGCGUCAUCUUCUACACUUUGGUCUGCGGCUACCUCCCGUUUGACGACGACAACGAAUCCACAAUGAAACGCAAAAUCCUCGCCCUCGACUAUGACCUUCCCGCCUUCCUCGCCCCGGACACGUGUGCGCUCAUCAGGGCGAUGUUGAAACUCGAGGGGAGGGAAAGGGUUACGCUGAAGGGGAUUUUGGGGGACGGGUGGUUU